CACCAAGAGACAAAAGCGACAAGGAUAGGGCCAACCAGCCACUGAUCGACAAAAAGGAACAGAAACCCGAUCACGACAAGACAUAUUAUUGCGAACGAUACGUGACACUAACGGUUAAGUUCUUCGAGUGCGAGUCGGUUGCGGACCGAGCUAAGUGUUGAACCGCGAAAGUGUUUUAUUAUUUACCUUCGGAUUUCGCACGGAGGGAAAAGUUGAUUUCUUUCGGUCCAUCUUCGAUCACGUUUCACGUCGCAAGAAACAUGAGGAGCUUCACGGGAGUGAGAAGUUUGUUUGCCACGUUGAUGGUGUUGUGUGUCCUGGACCUGAUCUGGAUGCCGACGACUCACGCGAGACCGCCACCCUCCUUGCUUAGCAGACAAAGACGAGUAUCGGAUCAAAGGCUCGCCGAACUAGAGACGCUUAUGGGAUUAGAAAACGUGAGAGGAAAAGUAGUGACGGUUCCCAUUGCAUUCGGUGUACUGGAUCCAGAUAAGAUAGGUCGCAGACGAAGAUCCGCCACGAAUAAUCGUCUCGAAACCUUGCAGCGCAUCUUACGAAUGGUUGCGAACAAUCCUGAGCUACUCGACGACGAGAAGAUUCUUUCCUUGCCAUUGAAGAUGAAAGAGGGCCGGCGGGAAGACAGCGACGAAUAUCGGUACAUAUAAUCGCGAGGCACUAAGUAUCGUCCUAAAUCACAGGACGAACACGAAGACAGAGUCGAGAGACCAAGAAACGCUUACAAGAACGAAGAAACACGAGAGAAAAUCACAAAAAAAAAUAAGAAGAAAAUACAAUAGGAUCUCUUGACUCUAUAAGCAGCCUGAACAGUAUUACGGACCGUCCUCCGUCCGAGCUUAAACUCUUUAAACGAAACUUACACUAUUAGGAUACUAAGUAAUUUAACUACGGAACGGAAGAGGAAAGAGAACGAGUGCCCCCGUCGAAGAUAGUCCAAGGAUAGGAAGAAUGUCCGAAAACAAAUCACGUCUGAAACGUGUUCUUCUUUCGAACAUUCGAAAUACCCGCCAUUUCAUGAGGUUUCGUUCCCGACCGCGCGUGGAUUCUUUCCCAGUUUUAUUUUGUGUACGUGUGUCGUUUUUUUCUUGUUUAGUAAUUUAUUUAUGUAGGUAGCUUUAUUUAUUAUUUAUUGAUCGUAGACUGCGCUCAUCUCGAUUGCGUUCAUUUUUAUAACGAACUUCGCGGUGAAAGAGAAUCGUUCGAAAUCGAUUCUCAGGUAAUGUUUGCUAUGUAUGUUGCAUUUGUACUUUGCACUCGAUGUUGUUUGAAAUACAAGGAUAGUACAGGGUGCUUCUAAAGUCGUUCGAUCUGAAUAAUUUUUGAUCAUUUUGAUCAAUCGAAAUAAUAAAAUAUGACUCGUGGAGAUUCUUUGCAAUUACGGAUAAAAGACUAUGUUAUGUAAAUUACCACUUUCACAAUUUUAUUCGGUGUACACUCAUGCAAUAAUCUAUAGAGAAUUUUUAAAACAUACUUUUUUCACCUUAUGGUAUUUUUUAUCAAUAUGUUUGAAAAUUAUAUUAAAAUAAAUAUUAAUUAUUAUCAAUUUGUUGGGAGAGUAUAGUACAGAAAGAAUUAAUGUCUCUGUACGAGAACCAUCGAGUGCAAAGGGUUGAACACGUUGAUUGCCACUAAAUCGUUCCAACUUAAAAUUUGUAUAAUUAUAAUAAGUUGACCGCUAUAACU
Molecule: messenger RNA, 1701 nt
Organism: Megachile rotundata (alfalfa leafcutting bee)
Lineage: Eukaryota; Metazoa; Arthropoda; Insecta; Hymenoptera; Megachilidae
Source: RefSeq, a predicted model, not a curated record